Molecule: messenger RNA, 325 nt
Organism: Symbiodinium natans
Lineage: Eukaryota; Dinophyceae; Suessiales; Symbiodiniaceae
Source: the annotation of a GenBank genome assembly
GUUCUUCCAGAGCCCACAGUACGGCUGGCGGUCCGUGGCGGCCUGGUACAAGCUGACGAACGGCGUCAUUCCCGGCUGCGGCCAAGACCUCUUCGAUCUGAGCUUCGAAGAGCAGACGCGCUGCAUCCUCUCUUUCGUGAAUGACCGCUCGGUUGCCUACGACCAUGUCGGCUCCUGCCUCUCCGCGCCACCUUCAAGCACGACGGCCGCAACCACCACGACGACCACGCAGGGGGCCACAACCACAUCAACCACGAUGCCCACCACGACUACAGUCGCAGCUGCAGCUUGGCAUCAGGUAUUCUUGCAAAGGUGGUUGCUUUGA